Messenger RNA from Rhodotorula toruloides NP11, 312 nucleotides. RefSeq names its product histone H4. Bases 1 to 312 code for a protein of 103 amino acids. NCBI's taxonomy places the organism in Eukaryota, Fungi, Basidiomycota, Microbotryomycetes, Sporidiobolales, Sporidiobolaceae. The transcript has 4 exons. The record is from RefSeq and is a predicted model, not a curated record. Gene Ontology annotation, biological process: nucleosome assembly. Gene Ontology annotation, molecular function: DNA binding; protein heterodimerization activity; structural constituent of chromatin. Gene Ontology annotation, cellular component: nucleosome.
AUGUCUGGCCGUGGAAAGGGUGGCAAGGGUCUCGGAAAGGGCGGCGCCAAGCGUCAUCGCAAGAUUCUGCGCGACAACAUCCAGGGCAUCACCAAGCCCGCCAUCCGCCGUCUCGCUCGCCGCGGCGGUGUCAAGCGCAUCUCGGGCCUCAUCUACGAGGAGACUCGCGGCGUCCUCAAGAUCUUCCUCGAGAACAUCAUUCGCGACUCGGUCACGUACACCGAGCACGCCAAGCGCAAGACGGUCACCUCGCUCGACGUCGUCUACGCCCUCAAGCGCGCCGGCAAGACCCUCUACGGUUUCGGCCAGUAG